Molecule: messenger RNA, 1719 nt
Organism: Peniophora sp. CBMAI 1063
Lineage: Eukaryota; Fungi; Basidiomycota; Agaricomycetes; Russulales; Peniophoraceae
Source: the annotation of a GenBank genome assembly
AUGUCGAAGGAAACGACCUUCAUCCCGAAGCAAGCGGACUUCUCCAUCGAUGAAUAUAGACCACUGAAGGUUGUGUGCAUCGGAUCAGGCUACGCCGGUAUUGUCGCCGGCAUUCGCUUUCGGCAACGUAUCCCAAACAUCGACCUGACCAUCUACGAGAAAGAGGAUGGUGUCGGUGGUACUUGGCACGUCAACAAGUACCCUGGCGUUGCUUGUGACGUUCUAUCGCACGCCUACCAGCUUUCUUUCGAAUCCAACACUCAAUGGUCUUCGUUCUACGCUCCCGGUUCUGAGAUCCUGGCAUAUCUGAAAGGGGUCGUGGAAAAGUACAAGCUGAUGCCUUACAUCCGACUACAGCACGAGAUGACCUUUGCUCACUGGGACGAAAGCAAAGCGAAGUGGAUCCUCACGAUUCGCCGUGGGAUCGAUGGACAGGAGUUUACCGACACCGCCGACGUCUUGUUUCUCGGCGUUGGUGCCCUCAACCGCUGGCGCUGGCCUGACAUCGACGGCCUGAAGGACUUUGGCGGUACUCUUGUGCACACUGCGCAGUGGAACGUGUCCGACGAGACAAUGGAGCAAACCUGGAAGGAUAAGAGCGUCGGUGUCAUUGGAAACGGUUCUACAGGCAUACAGAUUGUGGCUGCACUUCAGCCGCGCGUCAGAAUGCUCACGAACUUCAUCCGUGCCACAACCUGGUUGUCACCUACCGUAGGCAUCGAGACUAUGCUCACAGCCGUCGGCAAGGAGCCCGGUACAAAUGACUUCUCAUUUGACCCCAUCUUCCUGAAGAAGCUCGAGGAUCCUGAGUAUUAUCGUCACUUCCGACAUGAGGUUGAAUCCGCCAUGCAUGCGUUCGGCGACGUCUACUUCAAAGAAUCACCGAGGCAGGCCCAGUUCAGGGCCGCUCUCGUGCACGAGAUUGCUACCAAGCUUGCUCGCAAGCCAGAUCUCAUCGAGCGGCUCACGCCCGACUUUCCCGUUGGAUGCCGACGGCUUUCUCCCGGGCCGGGGUACCUAGACGCACUCUGCGAAGAUAAUGUCGUAGUCGAGACCACUCAUAUCAAACGCGUCACGAAGGAUGGCCUUGAUCUAGUCGAUGGUCGCCACAUGCCGCUAGACGUGAUCGUCUGUGCCACCGGCUUCGACACGACGUGGCUCUAUCCCUUCCCCAUCGUCGGUCGCGAUGGCCUGAAGCUCACCGACCGCUGGGCAGGUCAUGCCGAGGCAUACCUGUCAGUCGCCAUUGACGGCUUCCCGAAUCUUUGGAUGGCCUUCGGCCCGAACUCCGGCUUGGGAUCUGGCAACACCGUCUUGGUGACCGAGAAACAGGUGGAUUAUGCCGUGGCGGCUACGAUGAAGAUGCAACGCGAGCGCCUACGGAGCAUGGAGGUCAAGCAGCGGGCCGUUAGGGACUUCAAUGCUUUCGCGCAGGAGUACUUCAAGAAGACUGUAAUUCUAGAGAAGUGCACAAGCUGGUACCGCAGUCCUGUGGACGGCGCUGUCACUGGAAUAUGGCCCGGAACCUGCUUGCAUCUCCUUCGCACUCUGGCACAUCCUCGGUGGGAGGACUUCGAUUAUAAGCCAGUUCAUGAGGAUCAGACAGAGAAUACAUUCUAUUGGUUGGGAGAUGGUCUCACUCAUGCCGAGAAGACUAUGACAGGCGAUCGCGCUUGGUACCUUAAUGACGUGGAUAUCCCUCCAGUGCCGGAGUACUAA